Gavia stellata (red-throated loon) is the source of this 3654-nucleotide messenger RNA. It is a transcript of the gene L3MBTL3, whose product is annotated as L3MBTL histone methyl-lysine binding protein 3. NCBI's taxonomy places the organism in Eukaryota, Metazoa, Chordata, Aves, Gaviiformes, Gaviidae. Gene Ontology annotation, cellular component: nucleus. The transcript is spliced from 22 exons. The coding region runs from base 40 to 2481 and encodes 813 amino acids. Gene Ontology annotation, molecular function: protein binding; zinc ion binding. Gene Ontology annotation, biological process: regulation of DNA-templated transcription. The record is from RefSeq and is a predicted model, not a curated record.
AGACGGAGAAAGAGAGAGAAUUUGGGGGGUACAUGCAUCAUGAAUGAAUCUGCCUCUAGUGGAAAUGGUCAAGAGUUUGAUGUAUUUAGUGCUAUGGACUGGAAGGACGGCAUAGGGACUUUGCCGGGAAGUGACCUAAAGUUCAGAGUGAAUGAAUUUGGGGCCCUGGAAGUGAUUACAGAUGAAACUGAGAUGGAAAGUGUUAAAAAGGCAACUGCUACCACAACCUGGAUGGUUCCAACUGCUCAAGAAGCCUUUUCAGAAAAGACAGGGAUCCCCACAAGGUUGAAGGAAACUGCAAAAAUGGAUGGACUUGUUUUCUGUGAAAACUGUUACCGCUAUGGUACCAUAGAAGAAUUUGUUCCGGAAGGGAAAUUUUGCAGCCAGAAAUGUGCCCAGCAAGUAAAAAACAAAGAACCAAAGGAGGAAAAGCCCAGCAUGGAAUGCAAUGGGGAAGAUGAUUCCAAAGGCAUUCGGAAAAGAAAGACAAAGUUGCCUCUCAAAGAAGAGUCCAGGGAUAAUGGGGAGAAGAAAGAGAAUCCUGAUGAAACUGAGGACAAACCUGAAGGAAGGAUCUUGAGAGUCUCACAGAGAGCCAGGAGAAAAAGAAAAGGGGAAAUAACAGUUUUGAAACAAACUGUACCCUCUAAAGGAAGGCAAGCAUGGUGUUGGGCAUCCUAUCUGGAGGAAGAAAAGGCCGUUGCAGUACCUACUAAGCUUUUUAAAGAGUAUCAGUCUUUCCCAUACAACAAAAACGGAUUCAAAGUAGGGAUGAAGCUGGAGGGAGUGGAUCCUGAGCACCAGUCAAUAUACUGUGUCCUCACAGUGGCUGAGGUUUGUGGCUACAGAAUACGACUCCAUUUUGAUGGAUACCCAGAUUGUUAUGAUUUCUGGGUGAACGCUGAUUCUUCAGACAUUCAUCCUGUUGGAUGGUGUGAGAAAACAGGUCACAAGCUUCAUCCACCUAAAGGAUACAAGGAAGAAGAAUUCAGCUGGCCCUCAUAUCUAAAGGCAUGCAAGGCUCAAGCUGCUCCUAAAUCACUGUUUGAAAACCAGAAUGCAACAGUGAUUCCUUCGGGAUUUCGAGUGGGGAUGAAGCUAGAAGCCGUAGACAAGAAGAACCCGACUUUCAUUUGUGUUGCUACGGUAACAGACAUGGUGGACAAUCGUUUUCUGGUUCAUUUUGACAACUGGGAUGAGAGUUACGACUACUGGUGUGAGGCAGCUAGCCCACAUAUCCAUCCUGUUGGAUGGUGUAAAGAACAUAAAAGAACUCUCAUCACCCCACCAGAUUAUCCACAUGCUAAGCAUUUUUCUUGGGAGAAGUAUUUGGAAGAAACCAGUUCAUUACCUGCACCUGCAAGGGCUUUUAAAGUGAAACCUUCUCAUGGCUUUCAGAAAAACAUGAAACUUGAAGUGGUCGACAAGAGAAAUCCAGUAUUUAUCAGAGUAGCAACCAUUGUAGAUACUGAUGACUAUAGAAUAAAAGUCCAUUUUGAUGGCUGGGAUAGUAUUUAUGAUUAUUGGACUGAUGUAGAUAGCCCUGAUAUCCAUCCUGCAGGCUGGUGUACAAAAACCGGACACCCUCUUCAGCCCCCACUUAGUCCCUUGGAAUUGGUGGAAGCUUUAGAGCAUGGAGGGUGUCCCACAGCAGGAUGUAAAGGAGUUGGGCACAUUAAAAGAGCAAGACAUAUCGGCCAUCAUAGUGCAGUCAGCUGCCCCUAUUCAGAGCUGAACUUGAACAAAGAAAGCCUUUUACCUGACCGGUUGAGUGGGGAGAUGCCUGCAGCCAGUCCUGUCCCCAGAAACAGAAAAGUGGAAGCAACUGAAAGAUCCACCUCUCCUGUAAUCAAUGACAGAAAAUGCCCCAGCCCUGGUCACGUAGGUAUGAAAUCUUCAGCUCACAAUCAGUCGUCUGGGAAAACUGUACCAGAAACAACUAAGCAGGAAGAUGCAGAAAGUAAAUCUCCUUGCAAGAAGCCCCUGUUAUGUGAUGUGAAGGAAAAGGCAGCACCUGGUGGAGUACUACAAACAAAGGACUCGAUAAAGAACAAAGAGUGUGAAGAGGAGGAGAUAGAAAAUAAGCUGCUCAUUUCAAAUGAAAUUAAAGAUGUUGAAGAGCCCAACACACAGAGGCUUCUUUCUCAACCAGUUAUUGUGUCUUCCAAGUUGCAAAUCCCUGGCCUACCCUUGCGCUGGGAACAGCAGAGCAAGCUCCUUCCAAGUGUAGCUGGGAUCCCAGCCAGUAAAGUUUCUAAGUGGAGUACAGAUGAGGUUUCUGAAUUUAUACGGAGUUUACCAGGAUGUGAAGAACAUGGCAAGGUGUUUAAAGAUGAGCAAAUUGAUGGAGAAGCAUUUCUGCUAAUGACCCAAUCAGACAUAGUCAAAAUAAUGAGCAUUAAACUGGGACCAGCCCUAAAAAUCUUUAAUUCCAUUCUGAUGUUCAAAGCUGCAGAGAAAAACUCACACAACGAACUUUGAAGAUAAUGGAAAAUGUGUACAAGCCAGCUUUCUCCACUGGAGCUCAUGUUUUAUUCAAAGCACAAAGACUCGUUAGAACUGUUGAAUAAGGACUCUCAGAAAGGAAGAAACUACCUUCAGCACUGGUGGACUAUUUAUAUUCUCCUAGAGCCAGUACGCAUCUGAAUCCUUCUGGGAAGUGUUCAGGCUUUUGAGAAGGUACUAUGUAACAACUGAGUCAGCUAGUCUUAUUUACCAAACUAAUGGCGUUAAUUCUCCAUGGAUGGUUAGGAUCCCUAACUUGCUCUGGACAUCAAGAAAACCUUUGUUAAUUAUUUAUGCUGUAUUAUAUAAGGGAAUGUUAAUAUUUUCUAAGAAUUCUUGAAUUCUGCUUCAUGUACCCAUUUUACUUUUUCAGAAGCUUCUACUUCAUACUAUCAAAAUAAAAACUGAUUAGCCAAAAAUUAGGCUACACGUAGCCAGAUGAGACUGUUAUGGCUAAUACGUAUUUGUGCCAUAGUUUAAAAAUGAAACACUUAAUGUUACAUACAUGACACUUUAUGCUACAGCAUAUAACUUUACAGAUUAUAAAACUCUCUGUUUGCUUGUAACAAAACAAACCAAACCUUGUUGGGGUUGAAAUUACAAUGCUUUUUUGAUAACUGAAUGUUUUUACUUUUGCACGAUUACAAAAUGUUAUGUGAGUUUUUCCACCAGCAUCUUUAAUGUAUUUUACCAAAAGAUCAGUAUAGAGAAGGCUGCAACUGAAAAAUAAAGUUUGACUUCAUAGAAGACUUUUUGUUUAUGCUGCACAAGAGAGUCCCAGCCUUUUACAUGGGAGCCUGCUACAGUCCUUCAGCACAUGAAGGAAAAUACGUGUAUUUUGAGGUAAGGAUAUUAGCAAAAAAGAAAAUAUUUUCAUUCAUGUCUGCAUAUGCCAGUAUAGUUAGCACAACAGUGGAGAAAAAACAGUGUGCUAAAGCUAGGGCUGCUACUCUGGUUUCAUAUUCCACAUAGGUUUGUUUUCCCAGUGGUGGCAGAAUUAUUUCACCCACCACUUCCUAGUUUUAAAGUCUGAUGUAUAAAUGAAUAAGGCAUAGGGGGAAAGACAAAGCACAGAGGAAAAAGACACUUAAACACAUAUGGUGCAUCGGCACAUCCUAGGUGUAAAAUGCAUGAGUUUCACUGGGUCAU